GGGCUCGGGUGAUCUGCAGAGCGGUAGUAUCGCGAGAAGAGGGAAUGUGCGUAGCUCUUAGAAAUCACUAUGGUGACAGGGAGGUCGGGAGGCUUCUUUUGGUAACUGGUCCUAGGUCUGUGGGAACAAUCGCCACUGCUUUCCUGCAACUUAAGUCUCACAUCAGAAUGUACAUAUCAUGCAGAUGAUCUCAGCUAAAUAGGAUAUAUGGAGAAAAACUGGGCAAGGGAGAAUCUUCCCAGUGUUAGAAUGCCACCCUCUGAUUCAUUGGCCCACGUUUAUCUUUGUGAAUACAAUCAAGUGGCAUUUUAAAAUUUUGCUGAAAGUGGAGACAUGAGACUGAAGAUAUCUCUUUUAAAAGAACCAAAGCAUCAAGAAUUAGUCAGCUGUGUGGGCUGGACUACUGCUGAAGAACUGUAUUCAUGUAGUGAUGACCACCAGAUAGUGAAGUGGAACUUGUUAACCAGUGAAACAAGUCAGAUAGUAAAGCUCCCUGAUGAUACUUACCCAAUAGAUCUUCACUGGUUUCCAAAAAGUUUAGGCAUAAAGAAGCAAACUCAAGCAGAAAGCUUUGUCCUUACAAGUUCUGAUGGUAAAUUUCAUCUGAUCUCUAAGUUAGGAAGAGUGGAAAAAAGUGUAGAAGCUCACUGUGGAGCAGUUCUUGCAGGAAGAUGGAAUUAUGAAGGAACAGCAUUAGUUACAGUUGGAGAAGAUGGACAAAUAAAAAUCUGGUCAAAGACUGGGAUGCUAAGAUCAACUUUAGCUCAGCAAGGAACACCAGUAUAUUCAGUAGCAUGGGGCCCUGAUUCAGAAAAGGUUCUUUACACAGCAGGCAAGCAGCUGAUCAUUAAACCUCUUCAACCAAAUGCUAAAGUUUUACAGUGGAAAGCUCAUGAUGGCAUUAUUUUAAAAGUAGAUUGGAACUCUGUCAAUGAUCUAAUUUUAUCUGCUGGUGAGGACUGUAAAUAUAAGGUAUGGGAUAGUUAUGGCCGCCCUCUGUAUAAUUCACAACCUCAUGAGCAUCCUAUUACCUCAGUUGCCUGGGCUCCAGAUGGAGAAUUAUUUGCUGUUGGAUCGUUUCACACUUUACGCUUGUGUGAUAAAACUGGGUGGUCAUAUGCUUUAGAAAAGCCCAACACCGGCAGCAUAUUUAACAUUGCAUGGUCAAUUGAUGGCACUCAGAUCGCUGGAGCCUGUGGAAAUGGGCAUGUUGUGUUUGCGCAUGUGGUGGAACAACGUUGGGAGUGGAAAAAUUUUCAAGUAACAUUAACUAAACGAAGGACCAUGCAGGUUCGUAAUGUUCUUAAUGAUGCAGUGGAUUUACUGGAAUUCCGUGAUAGAGUCAUUAAAGCAUCUUUGAACUAUGCACACUUAGUUGUUUCAACAUCUCUUCAAUGUUAUGUGUUCUCUACGAAGAACUGGAAUACACCACUUAUAUUUGAUCUAAAAGAAGGAACUGUUAGUUUAAUUCUACAGGCAGAAAGACAUUUUCUUCUUGUAGACGGUGGUGGUAUCUAUUUAUAUUCUUAUGAAGGCCGGUUCAUUUCUUCUCCAAAAUUUCCUGGAAUGAGAACAGAUAUUCUGAAUGCACAGACUGUAUCUCUGAGUAAUGAUACCAUAGCAAUAAAAGACAAAGCUGAUGAAAAAAUAAUCUUUCUUUUCGAGGCAUCAACUGGAAAACCAUUAGGUGAUGGGAAGCUUCUUUCUCAUAAGAAUGAAAUUUUGGAAAUUGCUCUGGAUCAAAAGGGGCUUACCAAUGAGAGAAAAAUUGCCUUCAUUGAUAAAAAUAGAGAUCUCUAUAUCACUUCAGUGAAACGAUUUGGGAAGGAAGAACAAAUUAUCAAACUUGGGACAAUGGUGCAUACUUUGGCAUGGAGUGAUACAUGCAAUAUUCUUUGUGGACUUCAGGAUACUCGAUUUACCGUGUGGUAUUACCCCAAUACGGUUUAUGUGGACAGAGACAUUUUGCCUAAAACAUUAUAUGAAAGGGAUGCAAGUGAAUUUAGUAAAAAUCCCCAUAUUGUGAGUUUUGUUGGAAAUCAGGUAACUAUAAGAAGAGCUGAUGGCUCGCUGAAUCACAUCAGCAUAUCACCAUAUCCUGCUAUUCUUCAUGAAUAUGUAAGCAGUUCAAAAUGGGAAGAUGCUAUAAGACUUUGUCGCUUUGUUAAGGAACAAACCAUGUGGGCUUGCCUCGCUGCUAUGGCAGUCGCUAACAGAGAUAUGACGACCGCAGAGACAGCCUAUGCAGCAAUUGGUGAAAUUGAUAAGGUUCAAUACAUCAAUUCUAUAAAAGAUCUUCCAUCUAAAGAGUCAAAAAUGGCUCACAUACUGAUGUUUAGUGGGAACAUACAGGAGGCUGAAAUGGUCCUUCUUCAGGCUGGCCUUAUUUAUCAAGCGAUCCAGAUCAAUAUUAAUCUCUAUAACUGGGAAAGGGCACUUGAAUUGGCUGUAAAAUAUAAAACACAUGUUGAUACAGUUCUUGCUUACCGUCAAAAGUUUUUGGAGACAUUUGGUAAACAGGAAACUAAUAAACGAUAUUUACAGUAUGCAGAAGGUCUCCAAAUAGAUUGGGAGAAAAUCAAAGCCAAAAUUGAGAUGGAAAUUACUAAAGAACGAGAGCGAUCAUCAAGCAGCCAGUCCAGCAAGCAUAUAGGUCUAAAUCAGAGUGAUGGCUUCCAAACGGGAUGUUGUGUGUUCAUGAUGAAACUGCCACCAUCGGCCACGCAGCUAUUUGUUGGUCAGUUGAGAGCUGUUCAGCUUCCAAGUGAUGAUAGAAUCCUGUUGCUCCUCGCCUGGUUCCAGAGUCACUCCUGGGGAAAUGAGUCUACCUGCUCAUGAAUAUGCUGUGAAACUCCAUGCAUUCCCCUGCUGAUAUUGGACAAAAUUUACCAGCGAUUUUAAAGAAAUGCUUUU
This is a messenger RNA of Suricata suricatta (meerkat), 2913 nucleotides long. It is a transcript of the gene IFT80, whose product is annotated as intraflagellar transport 80. Gene Ontology annotation, cellular component: cilium; centrosome; intraciliary transport particle B. Gene Ontology annotation, biological process: cilium assembly. The transcript has 23 exons. The record is from RefSeq and is a predicted model, not a curated record. Bases 334 to 2838 code for a protein of 834 amino acids. Gene Ontology annotation, molecular function: protein binding. NCBI's taxonomy places the organism in Eukaryota, Metazoa, Chordata, Mammalia, Carnivora, Herpestidae.